This is a messenger RNA of Limulus polyphemus (Atlantic horseshoe crab), 2075 nucleotides long. RefSeq names its product Down syndrome cell adhesion molecule-like. Gene Ontology annotation, cellular component: neuron projection membrane. Gene Ontology annotation, biological process: synapse organization. Lineage: Eukaryota; Metazoa; Arthropoda; Merostomata; Xiphosura; Limulidae. The coding region runs from base 523 to 1359 and encodes 278 amino acids. The transcript has 6 exons. The record is from RefSeq and is a predicted model, not a curated record.
GUGCGCGGCUGUAUGUUGUGUGACUUGAGCUUAGGUGACGGUCUCUAGGUAACGUGCGCUUACACUGGGAUUUCAGCGACACUGGUUGGUGUAGGAUGACAUCAGGAAGCCAGUGGAAACGACACUUCACAUAAAUUGUGUCAUUUCAUUAAAUUUUGUAAAACAUGAGUAACAUGACACGUAAACCUGUGUUAAAGAGUUACUUAUCCGUCCUUCUUGUCUUCGGCGGGUCUUUCAUAUUCCAAGGUCUGCAAGUUGAUGAGACUGAAUUCGGGAGAUUGGGUGGGCUAUAGAGUUGUGUCACGGUUUCCAGUAUACAAGUUAGCACAAAGAAAGGGCUCUAUUUGUUACCUUAAACAAAAAAAACAUUUUACUUCCAAACCAACUCAUUUUUCAAUGAUGUUCGGUCAUAAAGAUGCAGAGUUUAGGAAAUUGGCCGAACUGUGUUCCACUUGAACAAAAUAGUAGAAGUGUUCAUAUUCAGGCAGGAACCGCACUUAGCUACCUUAAGGUGCUAAAGGUAUGGUCUCUGGCCCGGACAGGAUCACCCGUAUGGAAAGGAGCUUUGGAUCAGGAAAAAUUAACCCUCCUUCCCGACCCAACUCCUAUUGGGACGACCCCUACCGACGGCCCUAUUUUGACAACAGCACUACUCGAAACGUCACUGCACCCCUUGGAAAGACGGCUUAUCUUCACUGCCGAAUUCGACAAAUUGGGGAUAGAACAGUGUCAUGGGUGCGACAAAAGGACCUCCACAUACUAACCGUGGGCCGAUAUACUUAUACUAGUGACCAGAGGUUCACUUCCCUACACCUGGACGACUCGGAUGAUUGGACCCUGAAGAUUCAAUACACUCAAAAAAAGGAUGGAGGAAUUUACGAAUGUCAAGUCAGCUCUGAACCGAAGAUUAGUCUUCCCAUACGACUAAAUAUUGUCGUUGCCAAGGCAACGAUCCCAGAAGGCCCAAGUAUGUACGUGCAGAGUGGAAGUACCAUCAAUCUUACUUGCAUCAUCAGCGACAGCAGCGCCCCUCCCGUGUACGUUUUUUGGUAUCACAACGGUCGGAUGAUCAACUAUGAUUCUGUAAGGGGCGUACAAGUUAAGACAGAGACUGGACCAACCACUGUUAGCAGACUAAAGAUCGAAAACGUCAAGACCACCGACUCAGGUGAUUACAGCUGCACCCCUUCAUAUGCUGACCCUGCAAAUAUCACAGUCCACGUGAUCAAUGGAGAGAAGCCCGCAGCCAUGCACCAUGGUGUGACGUCUGUUGGUGUCGGCGUAUGUGUUCAACCCAUCUUGGUAUUGAUGUUAGUGCAGUUUGUGCAACGUUGUGUAGCGGAUGUUAUAGGCAGAUAACCGUGUUACAUCCUGCAGGUGGACUCGGUAUGUUUGUCUCGGUAGAAAGAUCUGUGGCAGUGCUGAUGAUCUGUUGUAGCUAUGAGGUGUUGUCGGUCUUCGGUCUUAACUUGAACGUGUAUCUGAUAGCCUGCUGUCCUUUCAUAAAACUCCAACACAAGCCUCGACACCCCGGUUAUGACCUUUGACACGCUGUCUUGAUAAUCUUCUACACAGUUUUGGUUCCCAUCUUCCUCAGUGAACUAGACAUUUGUCACCAUCGGUUCUGUGGGUAUUUUUUGUGAAAAGUAAAGCAGAAAACGAAACUCUUGUGGACACUGGCCAAUUUAAUUGUCAUGUUGUAAAAUGUCCAAAAUACACGAUUUAUGAAAAAUAUAAUAACAUAAAAAAUAGAUAAAAUAGCUUUAACAUACACUGAUUUGUGAGCCUACUCCACGGACUAAUGUCAUUAAUUAUUUAUCAGACUGGUCACAUUGGCCCCCACUUUAGUUUGCAGGUUGUCGGUAUACAACCGUAAAAUGCUCAACAACCAGGAAGAAGCAAAAAAAAAAAAGACUAUUCCUCAUGUUACUGACUGAAGUUGGAAAAGGUGACUUAUAUGUAACUGAAUUAUUUUGUCACUUCCUUGUGUCAUUUCUCCACCUGUAGUAGAUUUUAAAUAACAGAUUCAAUAAAUAUUGGUGCUUCUGUCGUCGAUCGGCAGGUGUCAGCUGUCA